UUGUUACUACGGCCUGCCCCCGUGACGUCAUGUGUUGGUGUGUAUGUGGACUGCGGGUCGAACGGUCGCCAGAAUUUCAAACUCCGUCCUGCGCCGACCUGACGUGCUUCUCCAAGCAUCAUGAAGAGGGUCAGACGUCUCAGCAGCAGCGACGAGUCUGACCAUGGCAGUAACUCCACCUGCUGGUCGCAGCACUCUCAGACCCUGGCCCGACGGAGUACAGGCAUGAAGGCGUCUGAGGUGUUCCGGACGGACCUGAUUACAGCGAUGAAGGUCCAUGACUCCCAGUGUCUGAGUGCGGAGGACUUCUACGUUCUGGCCGACCCCUGGAGGCAGGACUGGGAGAAGGGGGUCCAGGUCCCCGUCAGCCCCCAGUCUCUGCCCCAGCCAAUCGCCAGGGUGGUGUGUGAGCCCAGCAGGGAGACCAGCUACACGCGUCCUAAGAAGCUGGUGCGCCUGUCGGGCUCCGAGGCGCUGGGCUACGUGGACAUCCGGACGCUAGCCGACGCUGUCUGCCGCUACGACCUCAACGAGGACGACCAGGCCUGGCUGCUGGCCGUCAACCAGGAGCUCCGGGAGAUGGGGUUGCCCUUGUUGGACGAGAUCACCAUGGAGACGGUGAUGGAGGAGUUUGAGCGCCAUUGCCAUGACAACAUGAGCCACGCCGUGCAGACGGAGGAGGGCCUGGGCAUCGAGUACGACGACGACGUGGUGUGUGAGGUGUGCCACUCCCCCGACGGAGAGGACAACAACGAGAUGGUGUUCUGUGACAAGUGCAACAUCUGCGUCCACCAGGCGUGCUACGGGAUCCAGAAGGUUCCCGAGGGCAGCUGGCUGUGCCGGACGUGUGCGCUGGGUUUGUCCCCUCGCUGCCAGCUGUGUCCCCAGAGGGGCGGAGCCAUGAAGCCCACGCGCAGCGGGACCAAGUGGGCCCACGUCAGCUGCGCCCUCUGGAUCCCUGAGGUGAGCAUCGGGAACCCAGAGAAGAUGGAGCCCAUCACCAACGUGUCCCACAUCCCCAGCAGCCGCUGGGCCCUGCUCUGCUGCGUCUGCCAGGACAAGACCGGGGCCUGCAUACAGUGCUCGGCUAAGAACUGCCGCGUCGCGUUCCACGUGACCUGCGGCCUCAAGAACAAGCUGAAGAUGAUCACCUUCCUCACCGAGGAAGACGAGGUCAAGUUCAAGUCCUUCUGCCCCAAACACUCGGGCCCAGAGGAGGAGGAGGAGGAGGAGGAGGAGGGCGGGGCCGACAAGAGGAGCUGGAGGAGGGGCCGGGUGAGAGGCGAGGAGGACGAGCAGGAGGACAAGAAGAGGGGGAACCUCCGGCAGCUGAAGCUGCAGCAGCUGGAGGAGGAGUUCCCGGCGUUCGUGGCGGCGGAGGAGGUGGCGGAGCGGCUGAGGCUGCCGGCCGAGCUGGUGGACUUCCUGUUCCAAUACUGGAAGCUGAAGCGCAAAGCCAACUUCAACCAGCCGCUCCUCACCCCCAAGAAGGAGGAGGAGGAGAGCCUGGCCCGCCGCGAGCAGGAGGUGCUGCUGAGGCGCCUCCAGCUCUUCACCCACCUCCGGCAGGACCUGGAGAGGGUGAGGAACCUGAGCUACAUGGUGACCAGGAGGGAGAAGAUGAAGAGGUCGCUCUGCCGCCUCCAGGAGCAGAUGUUCCACAAGCAGCUCCUCCUGCUGGAGCAGCUCAGAGCCGAUCCUUCGGCCACGGACCCGGACCAGAACCUCUCGGAGGGCUCCUCCUCCACCUCCUCCACCACCUCCACCACCUCCACCUCCUCCACCACCUCCACCUCCUCCUCCUCCAAGGGCCGGAGGCUGAGGCCCGACAGGAGGACCAGAGGGAGGAGCUCCCCAGCCUCUCCUCCCCACGGCGCCAAGGGGUCCGGGAGCAGGAGCACCAGACAGCCCGCCCCCGACCAGAACCAGGGCGCCCUCCCCGAGGGCCGCAGGGGCCCCGGGCGGGGGUCCCCGGUCCCGGAGGGGGCCCGGCGGGGGGGGGGCGGGGAGGAGGAGGAGGAGGAGGAGGAGGGGAGGAGGAGGAAGGCCUCAGAGGGCCCCGCCCCCCGGCGCCUGGAUAAGACGGUGUGCGUCCGGCUGGUGGACAUCCGCCUGCUCCACCCGCCCCCCGGCUCCACCUACAGCACCACCUGCAGCCAGCUGAAGAACUGGGGCAAGUUCAGGAUCCCCAAGAGGGCGGAGAGACCCCCCCCCUCGGAACUCCCGAGCCCCGAGGCCCCCCGGCCCCGCCUCCGCUCCGGGGCCGCACCCCCCGGGGCCCCGCCCACCGGGCAGGGGGCGGAGCCCGGCGGCCAGGAGGCGGAGCCCAGCCCGAAGCGAUGUCACUCCCACCAGCUGAGAAGGGACGCCACGCUCGGCCGUCGCUACGGCAACCACAUCAUCCGGCAGGGCGUGCUGGCGUCUUGACGAGAGGGCGGAGCCUAUCGUCCUAGCCGUGUCCAAUGAGACGUCUCCAACAGAACCCAGCCCAUAUUUAUGUUAAUUUGUAAGAUGUGUACAAAUUUGGGAAAGAUUUUACUUUAUUUUAUUUUCAUUAAUUUCGAGCAGAAGGAUCGUCCAGCUGCCAUGAAGUCCUGCCUGCUGGUUAAGGAGCUACAUGCUACUAAAGAGCUAACUGCUAGUUUGGCUACUGUCUGCUCGGGGAAGUGGUGUUCGUUCUGGAAUGCCAGCAUCAGUUUAGCGUAGAAGAAGAAUCAAGGACUUCUUCAUGUCCGUCAUUCACAGCUCUGAUAAACAAGCUGAAUCAUGAGCCUCUUCGCCCUGCCAUAGUGCCUAACUUAACGUGUUAAAUCUUUAAAACGUUUAGCCUACAACAUGUUUAGACGUUAAUGCCUGAGGUCUUUAAUUUGUUAAGUCUUUAUGCUUUAAAUCUUUAAUGACAGUCUUUCAUGUGUCAAGUCUUUAAUGCGUUUAGUCUUUAAUGCUUUAAGUCUUUAAUCAGUCCAUCCAGAAAAAUGUGCCGUUUUUUUUGUGAUUGUUGUGGCCAAAAAUCCUUGAUAAUGUGGCCCGUUUUCUUAAAAAUGUGAUGAAAUAUGCGGCAUAUUUAUGCAAUUUUAUGCGAUGAAAUUGCGGGAACUUGCGAAAAAAUGCGGGAACUUGCGAAAAUGCAGCUUUUCGAUGACGUCGCGUAAUUACGUCAAGUAAAGGCAAGUAAACGCAACAUUUUUCAACUUUCUGCUAAGAUAUACGUGACUUUUUUGCAACGGAAAUGCAGGGAUUAUGAAAUCAUGCACGCCCUGUAUAUUUUGCGCGGAAACCUGCAAUUUAUGCGGUGAAAGUGCGGUAUAUUUGAAAAAAUGCGCCCACCGCAUGAAUACGCGGACUUUGGCUGAUUGUGCGUUGAAUUAUGCGAUCGCAUAAUCGCGUUUUUCUGGAGGGACUGUUCAAUGCGUUUAGUCUUUAAUGCCUUGAGUCUUUAUGCUUCAAGUCUUUAUGCCUUAAGUCUUUAAUGCAUUAGGUCUUACAUGUGGGCUUUAUUGUGUAUAACCUUUGUGUUUAACCUUUAAUGUUUGCACUAUCAGAAGGACUGUGAGUUCAGAUAUUUUUACACUGAAUACUAAUUUUGUACUUUCACCUGCUGCUGAACUCUUAUGCAAAAUAAAACAUUUCUAAAUGUUUUCCCUUUAA
This is a messenger RNA of Gadus morhua (Atlantic cod), 3648 nucleotides long. RefSeq names its product jade family PHD finger 1 (gene jade1). The transcript has 11 exons. The record is from RefSeq and is a predicted model, not a curated record. Lineage: Eukaryota; Metazoa; Chordata; Actinopteri; Gadiformes; Gadidae. Gene Ontology annotation, biological process: regulation of transcription by RNA polymerase II. The coding region runs from base 121 to 2427 and encodes 768 amino acids. Gene Ontology annotation, cellular component: histone acetyltransferase complex.